Molecule: messenger RNA, 2593 nt
Organism: Xiphias gladius (swordfish)
Lineage: Eukaryota; Metazoa; Chordata; Actinopteri; Istiophoriformes; Xiphiidae
Gene: ptger4a
Product: prostaglandin E receptor 4 (subtype EP4) a
Exons: 2
Coding region: 294-1625 (443 amino acids)
Biological process (GO): positive regulation of cytosolic calcium ion concentration; inflammatory response; cellular response to prostaglandin E stimulus
Cellular component (GO): plasma membrane
Molecular function (GO): prostaglandin E receptor activity
Source: RefSeq, a predicted model, not a curated record
GCCUGCGUCUAUCUCUCUGUCCUGGUGAGUGAAAUCUGCUUCUGUCUUGCACAGCUAGCUGAGGAUCUGACAGCAAAACACCACAGCAGCAGCAGCAGGCAGAGGAUGCUCUGGAGGGGCUGAAAGUUUUUCAGAAGUUGUAUUUAUUUAUUUAUUUAUUUUUUAAGAUAAGGUUUUUGACAAUGUUGCUCAGGCUUCUUUCAAAUGCAAGUAAGUGUCAUGAUUUGGACUGGAAAUACUGGCGCUGAGAAAGUUGUUCCAGUCGUCUUGAACUGCGCUUGAGGGGCAUAAGAAUGAAUAAUCAAUCGAUGACAGGGACGACCAUGGUCCCGACCAUUCCGUCUAUUAUGUUCAUUUUCGGGGUGGUUGGGAAUGUCAUCGCCAUCGUAGUUCUCUGUAAAUCUCGCAAAGAGCAGAAAGAAACCACGUUUUACACGCUGGUGUGUGGGCUGGCGGUCACGGACCUCCUGGGCACAAUGCUGGCCAGUCCUGUCACCAUCGCCAUUUAUGUGAAAGGAUCGUGGCCCGGAGAGGACCCGCUGUGCCAGUACUUUGGGUUCACCAUGCUUUUCUUCUCUCUGGCGGGGCUCAGUAUCAUCUGUGCCAUGUCGGUGGAGAGAUACAUCGCCAUAAACCAUGCCUACUUCUACAAUGACUAUGUGGACCAAAAGCUGGCGGGGUUGACCCUCCUGGCGAUAUACAUCUCCAACGCGCUUUUCUGCGCCCUGCCGAUUAUUGGCUUUGGGCAGGUGAAGAAACAAUACCCGCAAACCUGGUGCUUUUUGGAGUGGAGGAGCAACAAGACCAGUGAUGCAGCCUACUCCUACAUGUAUGCGGGUUUCAGCUCUCUUCUUAUUCUCGCCACUGUUAUCUGCAACGUGCUGGUGUGUGUGGCUUUGAUCCGUAUGCACCGGCGCUUCGUGCGCAGGAUGUCGCUGGGAGCCGAUCUGGGGCGCACCGUGGACCCCCGGAGGAGAGGACGCAGUUUCGGGCGUCUGGCCGGUGCAGAGAUUCAGAUGGUUAUUCUGCUCAUAGGCACGUCGGCAGUGGUGCUCAUCUGCUCCAUCCCACUUGUUGCUCGGGUGUUUUUGAACCAGCUUUACAAGACUCCAGUUGAGCUGAAGUUGGACAAAAACCCAGAUCUAAGAGCGAUACGCUUCGCCUCCUUCAACCCUAUUCUAGACCCCUGGAUCUACAUCCUGCUGCGCAAGGCUGUUCUGCUCAAGCUCAUUGAGAAAAUCAAGUGCCUGUUUUGUAAGAUGGGAGCGAGGAGGCAACAGAGACAGGGAAACUUCCACUGUAUAGAUGCUCAUCAGCUGUCCUUGGUCAUCUCCAACCAGGGCUCUCUGCGAGAUGUCACCAGCAACUCCCAGACCUUCCUCUACCUGCCAGAGGGAAUUGAGUUGUACACUGGAAGCUGUCGUAAAGCAGAAAGACUCUCUGGUUCCCGACCACCAUCGGUCGGAAACCCGCGAGCAUCUUAUUCGUCUGAGCAAGACAGCGUUGGAGCUCAGACCAGUGAAGGGACAACUGUAUUCAGGGAUCUUUCGGCCUUGCCCUGCCCAAAAGAUCCGGCACUUCAGGUGUCACUGAGCACUGAGACAGUGGAGGAGAAAUGCAUCUGAACUAACUCUGAAUCUGGACAAAGUUCUCAGAUGGCUCUGAGGUAGAUUAUCUACUGAAUUCCUUCUCCUUAAGUGAACUUUUAAACCCCUGAAAAAUGGGUGUAGGCACAUAAAAAUAAUAACUGACUCUACGCGGGAAGUCCGGCACAUGCAGCGUGAAAUAAACUGAGCAACUUGAAGUGCUGUGAGCUUUAUCGUCUGGUGUUCUCUGUUUCAGCACCCAGCUACCUCAGUGAUGACUAUCUCUGACUGUGUGAGCGGAUUUUGUCAUUAUGCCCUAAACAGACGUUAUUAAAACAGAAGAUGACCCACUUCGUCGUGACUCAAGUGUCAGCGAUGGAAAGCUCUCCUUCCUGAUUUCAGCUACUUUGUUCAAUCACUGUGGAAACCUUUACUGUAAAGUACAUGGGGCUAGUAAUUUAGAUCACUUUAGUCACAAGCUUGUGGUCAAUAUGGUAAAUGAAAACAGUAUUGAAUGUGAUCCUUAUGAGUAAUCCCUGGCACAUGUACUACCGCCGUAAGGAUUGAUUUGUUUAACAAACUCUAUUGUAAAGUGCUUUUUGAAGGACAUAUUGUGUUAGUUCCAUGACUAAUGUAAACUGCAGUAUUAUUAUGUGGUGAACACCAACGUUUUUGUUCCUCAGCCCUGGAACACACACAAAUAUGUCAACUCAAAUCGUAAAAACCGUGUUUUCCAUCUUACAAUGAGGGUACAAAGAUUCCUGUGCCAUGGUUAUUAACACCAAACUGUUUUAAUCUGACUGGGUUUUUGAACAAUUUGUCCGCAGCUACAGAAAACGUGGUGUAAAUCAGUGGACACGUGUUGCUUGAUGUUGAGUAUUAGGAUGUUGAUAUUUCAACAAAGCUGUCAGCUUGAGAAAAUGGUGUUCUAUAUGAUCAGUGUUGUGUAAAAUAUUGUUUGUAAUAAAAUUAUUCUUCUCUAGGAGAAGGUUCUUGUUAGUGACCCA